AUGGAGUCCAAGGAAGGAAAACUAAAGCCAUCUAAUCUUGAAGUAAAGCCAUCCAGUGCAGUGAAGGAAGGAACUAAAUUGGAGAUUAAAAUAUACUCGUUGGCCCAUGAAGUUCCUCCGUCUUCCAAUGGUAUGUCAAAGCUCAGAGUGCCGGCACAUGGAACAGGGGUUUUAGAGCUAAACAAGAACAUUAGUGAGGAGAAGAGAUCCCUUGUCAAGACCAAUGAAUCAGAAGCUGAAAAUAGUACUGAUGUUGUAGCUUUACAGUCUCCUCUGGCACCACCAUUACCAAAAUCACCUUCUGAAUCUUGGCUUGGCGAAUUUCCACUUGCGUAUUCCUUUUUCACCAUCACACAACGGGAAGAACUUUCACAUCAAGAAGGAUCAGAAGGCUUCUGCUCCUGGUACGAAGUGGGAGACCACAGCACCAAGAAGCCAUUUCAAUGUGAAAAUCAUUCGAAUAUAUUUAAAUUGACAGAGCAUACACAAACUUGAAUUUUUGAGGCAAAAGAACUUGGGGGCAAACACAAACCCCAGGCAAGAAAUUAUAAAUAAAUUGACCAGGAAAGCCAUAAACACUUAAUGAUCCAGAAAGGAAAGGAAAAAAAAAACAUCUCAAGAAAGUAUAACCUUGUCCAUUAAAUUGUCAACAAAAGCAACCGAUCAUUAAAUAAUACAACCAAUCCAAAUUUCUGAUCAACUAAGACAACCCACGUUGCAUACUAAUCUUUAUAUAGCAUCGAGCAAAUAAAUUUUCAAAAUAACUCUCAUGGUUUCUUCGGCGAGUUUUAACCCUCUGAUAUGAUCUCGAAUUAUUUGUUCUUGAAGGCUGACCUUUUGCUCCUCCAUCUCUUCCUGUUGCACAGAGACGGCUGUAGAAUUGACCAAUUAAAAAUUUCCACCUGAUCUUUUAUUUCCCUCCAUAUUGUAAUUUUAGGUAGUUGAAUUCAAUAUUCUUGAAAAUUGGAAAAGAGAUUGGAUGAGAAGAGGAAGAAGGAGGUGUUCCUUGAAGAAAUACAAUUACGGUGAAAGGGUGAUGAGAAACUCUUGGAAAUGACUACGGCAUUAACUAUAUACAGCUGCUUCACCUGAG
Oldenlandia corymbosa var. corymbosa is the source of this 1093-nucleotide messenger RNA. Lineage: Eukaryota; Viridiplantae; Streptophyta; Magnoliopsida; Gentianales; Rubiaceae. The record is from the annotation of a GenBank genome assembly.